AUGGUCAACUUUGGCGUCUCCAGGGCGUGCGAUACGUGUAAAAAGCGUCGCAAAAAGUGCGAUGAGACUCGUCCAGCUUGUCUUCGUUGUGUCAGGUCCCGAUACAAUUGUCCUGGUUACAAAGAUGACUCUUCACUAUUGUUCCGCCAUUACUCACCCGCAAACAAACUCGUGAAUCCAACCUUGGAGAAAUGGUCACCUAAUGCCGAUUAUAUGCUUGAGGCAAUUGCUGCUGAUAUCUUUCUGGAUGAAUUGGUUGUGCGGUCCCUUGACCGGAACCAUUCGCGGGGCUUUCUAGAUGGCAUGCACAGUACCUUUGCUGCGUCUGACCCCAAGUCUACUCUCAUGUCUGCUGCCAAGGUUGUCGUUCUUGCAUCACUUGCCAAUCGCUACCGAAAGGAGUCGCUUUUCAGUAUGGUCCGUAAACAAUAUGGCCAGCUUCUUAGGGAGUAUGUGACAUCUUUAUCAAUACCUUCAGAAAGCCUGUCGCCGGAGCAGUUCUUUACUGCUGUUCUUUUGGGACUUUAUGAGCUUAUGGCAUGUAACAUAGCCUCGCCUACGCGGCACCUUGUCCAUGUUCAGGGACUUGGCUCUAUCCUUCAAAGAGGCAUAUCUUCAUCAACAUCAACGUCCCAUAUCGGCGUCCACCUUCCUGGAACUUGGCUCAUCAGAAAAGGGGCGGUCUUGAGUCGAAACCGCCCAGUAGAUUUGUUUCCGGCUGAUAUGGAUAUAUCCCAGGCUCAUAUGCAAGGAACUGGAAUUUUAUGCCCUCCACUUAACCAUAGUCCCCAGCGUUCUCUGGACCAGAUAAUGGUUGGGUUGGCUCCUCUUACAGCACGCUCUGAGAAACUAUUGGCCAACCCUGCCCCGUCCAGAAGCGCACUUUUGGAGCUUUACCAGGCCUUGGUCGUGUUCCGCGAUGAGAUUGCUCUUUGGGCUGAUAACCAACCACCAGCAUGGCAACCCGAGGUUGUUGGCCAUAUCUCACAGGAGUCGCUAACAGCAGAAGUAAUCCCGUGGAUAUGCUCUGGGCCUGUGGAGAAAUACUUCGACUUGUAUGUGGGAACGGCCUGGAAUUCAUGGCGCUCAAUGUACAUUGUCUGGCUAGAUCAAUUAUACCAUGUCUCUAAUGCACUUGGGCAACACCACCUUAUCCCGCACUAUGUCAAGACAGUUGAUAGUCUGGUUGCUGGUCUCAAGGCCUCCAUCCCCUACCAUCUUUCUCGCAGCGUUGAAGAGUAUAUCAAACGUGUCAACGCAGGACCCGAUGAGCAGGGACCUUCUGUCAUGCAGAACUCAAAGAUUUCGUUUAUGGAUGCGCUCGAAGGAUAUUAUUUAAUUACAGCGAGUAUGCUGUCAAAGUCUGUAUGA
Molecule: messenger RNA, 1371 nt
Organism: Fusarium pseudograminearum CS3096
Lineage: Eukaryota; Fungi; Ascomycota; Sordariomycetes; Hypocreales; Nectriaceae
Exons: 6
Coding region: 1-1371 (456 amino acids)
Biological process (GO): regulation of DNA-templated transcription
Molecular function (GO): zinc ion binding; DNA-binding transcription factor activity, RNA polymerase II-specific
Source: RefSeq, a predicted model, not a curated record